AUGUAUGCAUAUAUCGAGGCACAAGAAUCUAUCUAUCUAUCUAUCUAUCUAUCUAUCUAUCUAUCUGUGUCAAUCAUGGCUAUUAAAAAUGUCCUAUCCCUUCUUCCUUUAAGCAACAUUUCACCAGGGUGUGAUGGUGUUUUGAAGGCACAUAGGAAUCUAUCUAUCUAUCUAUCUAUCUAUCUAUCUAUCUAUCUAUCUAUCUAUCUAAAGCAAUUCAUAUCUAUCUCAUGGAAUGAAAUGACACCGCACAUAUAUAUCUAUUUGGACUUUGUUCAUAUUUUAUCUAUCUAUCUAUCUAUCUAUCUAAAGCACAUAUCUAUCUAUGGAAUGAAAUACUCCUAUCUAUGUCCUGAAGGACACCGCACAUAUAUAUCUAUUACUUUGUUCAUAUCUAUCUAUCUAUCUAUCUAUCUAAAGCAAUUCAUAUCUAUCUCAUGGAAUGAAAUGGACACCGCACAUAUAUAUCUAUUACACUUUGUUAAUAUCUAUCUAUCUAUCUAUCUAUCUAAUAAGGAAGGAAAGAAGUUGAGAUCGAAGUAA
Molecule: messenger RNA, 543 nt
Organism: Acanthosepion pharaonis
Lineage: Eukaryota; Metazoa; Mollusca; Cephalopoda; Sepiida; Sepiidae
Source: the annotation of a GenBank genome assembly